This is a messenger RNA of Rotaria sordida, 2271 nucleotides long. NCBI's taxonomy places the organism in Eukaryota, Metazoa, Rotifera, Eurotatoria, Philodinida, Philodinidae. The record is from the annotation of a GenBank genome assembly.
AUGGAUAAAGACGACAUAAUUAGUCUUAAUACAUCUUCUAAUCCAACACAUUCAUCCAAUGAACAACGUAUUAGCCAAGACGAAGAAAAACAUGACGAAGAAAUAAAUAAUUUGUCUGAACUCUCAUUAACAGAACAUGAUUCAUUUUUUACAAUUCUUAAACGUCUUUGUUUUUAUUGGCGUCGAAUUGUAGCACAUAAAAUUCGUAUUCUAUUUGCACUUAUAUUUAUGUCUAUGCUCAAUAUUACAGGACGAAUAACAUGUUUUACACGGCAACGAACAUCUCAAUCUUCAACUUCACUUACUACAGCUGUAUCUUCGUCGUCAAUUCAAUCACUUGAAGAAGAUUUAAACGAUUCAACAAAAUCUCCUUUACUUAUUGAUAAAACACAUCAACAACAAAUUAAUUGGCCAUCAUUACAUAAUUCUAAGAUGGCUCAUGUACUUAUUCAACAACAAACACAUCGUACACCAAAUAUGAAUAUAAAUAGACCAACAACAUCAGAAAAAAAUGCGUCACUACUGAUGAGACAUUCUGUAGAUGACAGAUUAUUUUUUCAUGAUUCAUCACAAUUAAUAAAUUUACUAAAACGUUUUGCAUCUGAACCACAAAUAUCACAAAAUCAUAUACAAUCAACAAAUACAAAUGGACAAUAUAAUAAAACAUUUAGAGAUUUUACUUUAUCAUUACCUAUAUCAAAUCCAUGUGUAAAAUUAAAUGAACCAGAAAAAGAUGAAAUUGAUUUUGAUGAUAUUCUUAUAUUCAACUGUGAUAAAAUUCAACCGGUGUCUACCUCUACAACAGAAAAUUUAACCAGUGAUAAAACAGACAAUAUAAGUUCUUCUACGACUAUUAAUCAUUCAUUGGAACAUAUAAUAACAAUAAAUGAUAAUUUAGAUAAUCUACAAUUAAAUGAUGAUUUAAAAAGUUCACAAAUUAAUGAUAAUUUAAUUAGCACACAAAAAAUUGAUGGUUUAAUAAAUCCACAGUUACAUGAAGAUAUUCUACUUGAAAUAAAUUCAUCUGUAAAUGAUAAUGACACGCAUGGUGAACGUCAUUUUCGACGACGAAAAAGACGUUCGUCAUUAACAAGAACUUCAAUAUCACUUGAUGAUACACAAUCAACGACUGAUUUACUUGCAAAGGUUGAUAUUAAUAAUUCAUCAAAACAAGAUAAUAAUGAAAAUUUAAAAUUAAAAGAAAAUGAAGAUAAACAAAAUACGAAUACUACUGAAAUAAAAAUUCCAGAAAGUCAAGAAUCUAAUCAAACGACUGAUGAUUCUGAAACAUCCGCUCCAGUUAGUCGAUAUCGUGGAAGGCGACUAAGACAUCGAUUUUAUCGUCGUGGAGCAUCAUCAUUACAAGAAGUUACCUCCAAUAUUUCGUCUGACCUUUAUUUAUCUAAUAAAACAUUUAAUAUUGAAACACCUACAAUUCCUCCAUUAGAUUUAUCAUCAUCAGAAAUUAAAUCACCACAUUCAUUAACUAAGACAUUCAUUUCAAAUGUAUCAAAUGGUGGUCUUAAACGUGUGAAUUCAAUUGGAUCAACAAAAAAAAAUGUUCGUUUUGCUGAUUCUAUUGGUCGUGAAUUAGAACAAGUGCAAUAUAUACAAUCAGCAAUAAAUGAUGAUUCAAAAGAAUUAUCAUUUUUUUUAAGUUCAUCAUUUUUAUCAUCAUCACCUCCAUCAUUUACAAAAAAUAAUCUCUAUUUACCAAAUACAUCAUUUCUAGAACAUAAACCAUGGUCAUUUGAUGUUAUGUUUAAAUCUAAUAAACAAAUUAAUGAUAAAUCAUAUUUAAAAAGAUUUUUUUGUUUAUAUCGUCAACCAAAUUCCGAACAUCCAGAUAUAUAUUUACGUGAAAUAUGGAAAUCUCAAAUUAAAUUAGAACAUGCCGAUAUACCAUUAAAAUAUUCUUUAACCGGUGAACAACAACUUAUUGGAACAUUAUGGGUUACAAAUAUUGGUUUUUCAAAAUAUGUUUCUAUUAAAUAUACAUUUGAUAAUUGGUUAAAUACAUAUGAAUUUGAAGCUCAACAUUGUCGUCAUUCAAAUGAUUUUCGUAAUAUUGAUCAAUUUCAAUUUAUAGUUAAUAUACCAAAAAACAUUGAUCGAAUUGAUUUUAUUUUACGUUAUUGUGUUAAUGGAGGAGAACAUUGGGAUAAUAAUGAAGGAAAAAAUUAUACAUUACAAACUGACUCAACUUAUACGACUUCAACAACGAUUUCAUUACCACAUGAUUGUGAUUUUAAUGAAAUGAGAUUUUAUUAA